This is a messenger RNA of Penicillium olsonii, 3348 nucleotides long. Lineage: Eukaryota; Fungi; Ascomycota; Eurotiomycetes; Eurotiales; Aspergillaceae. The record is from the annotation of a GenBank genome assembly.
AUGCCCUCAAGCUCCUCCUCCUCGGAGGGCGCCCCCCUCGCCGAUUACUUUUGGAUCGCCGGCGUGGAUGGCACCGAGAUUCUGGACACCUUCAGACGAUUGGGGGAUGACUACCGUACCAAUGGCGCUGCCUCGCCCGGGCCUGCCCUCGCAGAUACCAUCCAAGAAGAUGCCGACGCCGAGGAAGAAUACAACCCCGACCCCUCUCGCCCAAACUCCAUGCUCUUCACAGGCGUCAGUCGCCGGAGCUCCGUCCAACGACUCUCCACACUAUCCAAGACCUCGGAAGGCACCAACGGAGGAACCAAUAGCAAUCGCAGCAGCAUGACCGUCAAGGGUGGCUCGUCACCCCUGCGCGGCUCCGCCAUGUUCACCGAGGACUUCGAUUUCGACUCCGCCUUAUACAAGUUUGCCAACGAGCGCGAGUCCUUUCUGACAGACCUGAGUCUCACGGCAGGCGCAAUUACCCCGAACACCCGCCCGCGAUCCCGAGUCCGCACACAGAAGAUUGUCUCGGAGGAGUCCCCCUCCCCCGGGGGGAACUUGCUGCGAUCCGGCAUUGGCAGCGUGCGACGACACAUGGCCUUCCGGGACAUGAACAGUAUGAAGCGGCAACCGUCAGUUGCCCGUCAAUCUUCCGUACGAACCUCUCGACGAUUGAGCAAUUACAAUUCGGUGAUUCCCGUUCCACAACCCCUCGAGAUCUCGCCCACUAUGCACCCGUUGAAAAGGAGGUUUGAGCCCGUGCUUCUGGACCGAUACCCCACACGAACCAUGCCGGAUGAAUUGAAGCAGCGCGGCAACUUCCCCGACUAUGUUCCCAUGUUCGCAUUUCCCAAUGAUAUCAACAUCGUAUCCUCCGACCAGCGACCGCGGUCUACUUGGCACGGAUUUGCUAUGACGACGGAUAAUGGAUCCCGGCUUCACGCCAUUUGCGUCAUAAUUUGGAUACCACUGAAUCAAAAUGCCGCAGAGGAGCUCGAGAAGCGUUGCGAGGAGUGGCGGAAAGAUAAUAUGACAGACGAAGAACGUGAACUGGCCGCAAGCUUGGGCGAGCGAUUGGCAUCGGAGAGAGCAAAACUAUCCAGAUUGCUAGCCCAGCUCCCGACGGUCCCAUCAGGAUCCGAAUCCCGGGAGCAGCUGGAAGAUGAGAUCAGUGCAGUGGAAGAGAAGAUUGGAUUGAUGACCGACCUUCUUCGCCCCGUCCGUCAUGGCGCGGCCUCAAAGAUCGAAGGCCUGACCGAUGGUGAUACUGGAUUCUGGAUUCCCCGUGCGUACGGUAUUUUGGGCCGCGAGAGCACCAUGACGAGCUUCUGGAAGGAAUGGCUCAAGGCGAUUGUGGUACCUAUGACCGAAAACGGCGUGCAGCAUGUGCCUCCACCAUCACCUCGAAUGGGGCUUUGGCAGCCGCUGGAGCAAUACGUGAUGAAUCUUUGCACAGAAGCAUUUGCACCAAUAUCCUCGAAGACCCAGGUGGAGCUUGCGAUUCGCGAGCUACGAUUGUUUGCGAGAAAAGAGGCUCCGAACGAAAUCCCAGGCUCUCGGAAUACUGACCUAUAUGCGCUGUUUCGAACUUUGUCGGUGCCGAAUAUUCUCAUUCUAUUCGAGUAUGCUUUGACCGAAGCUCGCAUUAUUUUCCUGUCAUCUCACACCUCAAUGCUGUAUCUUGCUACAAGGGCGUUGGUUGACCUCCUGUUUCCCUUGGAGUGGACUGGAGUUCUUAUUCCCGUUCUUCCUGCCCGCUUGAUCCAAGCACUCGAAGCACCUUGCCCUUACAUUGUGGGUAUCGAGCGACGAUACGAGAAAGUGGAACUGCCGACCGAUGACUUCGUUCUAAUUGAUUUGGAUAACAACAUGAUUGAGAGUACCUUCCAGCCGACCCCUCUCCCACGCCAUCAGCGCAGGAAGCUCUUGUCAUUGUUGCAAUUAGCUGCUCCCCAGCACGGCCGAUAUCAUGUUCCCACUGGGCCUCCUGCUUAUGCAGUAGAGACAUACCCUUGGGACGCCUUCAUGUCCGAAAGCAAGGCAACCUUCACCUCAAAGGCGCCCGCGACCAAUCUCGCCAAAUAUGUCGGUCUCAACUCUAGCGCCUUUGGUGCAACAGCCGUUGUCCCGGGCACAUACUCACCCCCAAUCUUCAAUGUAUUCGCGCAUGCACGUAACGAAGCAGGCCCUUCUCGCGGGUACUCCUCUCGCGGCAAUGAGCGCCCAGGCACUAGUUCGACCCUCAGAGCAAGUGCAUCCCCGCCAUCCCCACGAGAGAGCUCCCCCACCUCCGGCUUCUUCCCUCCGCCUCCGCCCACCCCCUCGUCGCGUAACGACUCUGGAAUGGCACUGCAGGCCUCCUUGCGUGAAAAGCGCUCUGGUCACUUCGAUGCUGCUUCGCGCCGGAGCUCGUCGUUCGGAAUGAGCCGUCGACCCAGCGCUCCAUUCUUGGGCCACACAUCUAAUCUUUCAGUAACCACACUCAACACCGAAUAUGGCGGUGGCUCCACCUACGCUCCGUCUGUGUAUGCGCAGUCGACUAUUGCUGCAUCUACAAUUGUGCCCCAAUCGUUUGUGCAGCCCGUCGGCAGCAACGAAGGGACUUGUUGGGUUGAGGGACACUUUUUCCAGGUCCAGAUGUGGGACGAUAAGUUGACCUGUGCGAUCUGUGACGAACAGGCCGAGGAAGGCAUGUACAAAUGCUCCUCCUGUAGAUUGACCGUCCACAACCGCUGUGCGUCCAUGGUGUGCCUGCCGUGUGAUGCAGCCUUCCACCCCGACCAGGUUCGCGCUGCAUUUGUCAGGUGCUUCGCCAGCUUGUUCUACACGUACAAAAAGUUCCUUGCCCCAGCUAGUGGUGACAAGAAAAAGCAAGGGUUGUAUUACACCUUCAACGCGGAGGCUUUCAUGAAGAGCCUUCCAAGCGAACAUGCCGACUACAUUGCGAUAUUGCAACAGACUCAAAGUUUCAACGAGUUCAUCAGUGACCGUGAGCGCACGAGCCCUAAGUCCAAGGACCCUCGAAUGGCCUUGUUCGACGAAAUCGUGCUCUCCAAGCGCAACCGUGGCCGCUCCUCCAUCUUCUCUGGCCGCUCAACAACCGACUUCCUCUCAGACACCUCCAACCACCUCUGGCGUACCGCCAACGCCACCUUCUUCCCCCCAAGCAGCCGCAGCCAGCAAAACCUCUCCACUGACUACGGCAGAGUCGUCACCCGAGCACCGGCAAAAUUAGACACCAACCUGAUGACCGAGCCCCGCAUGAUCCACGGCGCCCCACGGGUCUCUAAGGCAGCCAAUACUGCUCGCAGAAAGCCCCUUCCCAACCUCAUGAAUGGCCUUGCCAUCUCUCCCCCGAGUUAA